Molecule: messenger RNA, 3122 nt
Organism: Ceratotherium simum simum (southern white rhinoceros)
Lineage: Eukaryota; Metazoa; Chordata; Mammalia; Perissodactyla; Rhinocerotidae
Source: RefSeq, a predicted model, not a curated record
GAGGCCAGCGGCUCCGGGGCCAGCCGCCAUGUCCUCCACCGUGAACAACGGGGCGGCCAGCAUGCCGUCCCCGCCCGACGCGGCCAACGGCUUCCCGCAGCCCGGCGCCUCCUCGGGGGCCUGGCCGCGGGCCGAGGAGGAGCUGCGCGCCGCCGAGCCGGGCCUGGUGAAGCGCGCGCACCGCGAGAUCCUGGACCACGAGCGCAAGCGGCGCGUGGAGCUCAAGUGCAUGGAGCUGCAGGAGAUGAUGGAGGAGCAGGGGUACUCAGAGGAGGAGACCCGGCAGAAGGUCAGGACUUUCCGGCAGAUGCUGAUGGAGAAAGAGGGAAUGCUCAGCAGGGAGGACCGGCCUGGGGGCCACACCGUGGCGGAGACCCCGCGGCUGACCGAGGGCGCCGAGCCAGGCCUGGAGUACGCGCCCUUGGACGAGGACGACGGCCCGGUGGACUGCGACUGCCCGGCCGCCUGCUACCGUGGGCACCGGGGGUACAGGCCCAAGCACUGGUCCAGCAGCUCGGCGUCGCCCCCUCCCAAGAAGAAGAAGAAAAAGAAAGGCGGCCACAGGAGAAGCCGCAAAAAGAGGAGACUAGACUCGGAGUGCAGCUGUGGGAGCACCUCACCUCUGCGCAAGAAGAAGAAGAGCGUGAAGAAGCACCGCAGAGACAGGUCUGAUUCUGGGUCCCGGAGGAAGAGACGGCACAGAUCUCGAAGCCCCAAGAGCAAAAGAAAAGAGAAGAACAAAGAGAGGAAGAGGCCACACGCGGAGUCGCCAGGCCGCAGGUCUCAUCGCCACAGUAGCGGCAGCUCCCAGUGCCCCUCAGUCUCCUCCCACUACAGUGGUUCCAGAUCACCCAGCAGGCUGAGCCCCAAGCGCCGAGACGAAGGGCGGAAGACGGGCAGCCAGCGGUCCAGCGGGAGCCGGUCGCCUUCCCCGUCCGGCGGCAGCGGAUGGGGGUCGCCCCAGCAGAACGGCGGCAGCAGGCAGCGGAGCGGAGCGCACGGGGGCCGCCCCGGCUCGGCGCACAGCCCGCCCAAUAAGCCCAGCUCGCCCUCGCCCAGGGCCCGCGACCAGGCGGAGGCGGGCGCGGCCACGCCGCCCGCGCGGGGGAAGGAGAGCCCGAGCCCGCGCUCGCUGAGCCCCCCCCACCCCCGUCCCCGGGUCCCCCUCUGUCUCCUAUCCUCCUCCGCCCCUCCACUGAGCCCCCUUUCUCCCCAGCUGAGCCCCCUGUCGCCGUGCCCCUCCUCCAGGCCCAAGGAGCGGCCCCCGCGCGCCCGGCCCACCAGCACCUCCCCGUCCCCGGGCGCGCACGGCCGGCACGGCGGCCCUGAGCGGAAGAGCUCGUCGCUCAGCCCGGGCCCGCACCCCCGCUCCUGGAGCUCCAGCCGCUCGCCCUCCAAGUCCCGCUCGCGCUCCGCGGAGAAGAGGGCCCGCAGCCCCAGCCGCUCGCCGUCUCCCAAGAAACCCCCGGGCCGGGACAAGGACAGCGAGGGCCGCGCGAGGCACGCCGAGGCCGAGGCCGCCCGCGCCCGGCGCCGCUCCCGCAGCUACUCGCCCAUCCGCAAGCGGCGCCGGGACUCGCCCAGCUUCAUGGAGCCGCGGCGCAUCACCAGUGCCCGGAAACGUCCCAUCCCCUACUACCGGCCCAGCCCCUCAUCCUCCUCCAGCUGCCUGAGCAGUGACUACUCAAGCCGCAGCCCCAGUCCCGGCCACAGCCACAGCCACAGCCAUGGAAGCUACAGCAGCCGCAGUCGUGGGACCCGCAGCCGCACUCGCAGCCCCUCCCGGACCCCCAGUCCCAGCUACCACAGCCGGAGCAGCUCAGAGAGCGGGGGCUUCUGAGCCCAGACACACACUGUUUGGUGCCCCCUGGCACAGGGAGAGGCCAGGGGUAAGGCCCCAGGACCGCGAGGGGGCCUGCUCCCUGCUGCUACAGAGAGGUCCUGGGGCCAGGGAACACCUUGAGGGUGGGUGCCCUGCAGACAAGAGGAGCUGGGUUCUGCUGUUUCUAGAGGGUCCUCACCCCCCACCUCCUGCCCGCCCACUGUGUCCAGGGAACAAAGAGCCGUUACGAACACAGGGAUCCCCUGUCCACCUGCCUGCUUGAUGCCACCUGCUUGGGGACCUCAGCUCAGUGGACCCAGGGACACCUCAGACCUGGGAGCCUCCCCUACCCGCUCCACAGGGUCCUCCGCUCCUCUCCGGCAUUGGGGAGGUGGGACCAGCAAGCAGGAUCUAAGUCAGGCAGAAGGAAGAAUGGUCUAAUGGCCUUUGGUGCGCCACCAUCCAGGCUGGGGAGCUGCUUCCUUCUGAGCUGGCUGCAGGAGGACCCUGGCUGAGGGCUGGAGGCUGGCCCCACAGCCUCUCCAAACCCCUCCCCUGGCCCAGGAGUACCCAGACUAGGUGGGUCACUAAGCCCCAGCCUGAGCGACCAGGGAGCUCCCUUUUGGUCCCACCUCUCCUCUCCAGGCCAGGCUCUCUCCUCCAGCCCUCACCCCAUGCCCUGCGCCAAGGCCACGCCAGGCCGGCCUUCUGCAUGACAAGAGGUGGGACAUACAGACCACAACUGCAUCUAACCCUGAGAUCAAAAGGGGUUCAGGUCAGGAGGUGGAAGAGAGAUGGGGGCAGAGGAGCCUGUGAGGAGGCGGGAAAGCAAUGUAGUCUGAUGACUGAGCAGGCCCCCGUGUCCCAGUGUCUCGGACGUGGGCCAGAUGGCAGGACAGGGUCACAGGCAUAGGAUGGCUUGUGCUUUGGGGCCUGCCCAAGGAGGCACUUCCUCCUCGGAGUUUGAUGGGGAGGUGGUCAGCCAAGGCUCCCCAGGGAGGGGUGCUACAGCCCUUCAAAGAAAGGGUAGGAUCUAGACUGAUGGCCCUGGCUUGGGGCAUCAACAGGACAGCAGUGGCCCCCAGCCCUCUUCUGCUGCUCCCAGCCCCCUCCUCCUGGGGCCCUCAGGGAUCUCACGAAGUCUUCCUUGGCCCAACAGGGCAGAUGCCCUGGGCUCUAGUGGGGGGAGGGGUCUGGGGUCUGGUCCGGGUUUCCUCUAUCUCCCCCUCCCUCUUUCUCCGCGGUGCGGAUAAAAAUUGGACUCUAAUAAAACACUCAGUGCCCGGAUGGCAGGUGGUGA